Helianthus annuus (common sunflower) is the source of this 1695-nucleotide messenger RNA. Its product is annotated as cytochrome P450 CYP72A219. Gene Ontology annotation, molecular function: heme binding; oxidoreductase activity, acting on paired donors, with incorporation or reduction of molecular oxygen; monooxygenase activity. The transcript has 5 exons. NCBI's taxonomy places the organism in Eukaryota, Viridiplantae, Streptophyta, Magnoliopsida, Asterales, Asteraceae. The coding region runs from base 22 to 1584 and encodes 520 amino acids. The record is from RefSeq and is a predicted model, not a curated record.
UUCAGAAAGUUAUCCCUCAAGAUGGAAGCAAGUGGAGCAGGGUUUGGUGUGGCAGUAAUAGUGAUAAUAUUGGGGUGGUGUUCAUGGAGAAUGUAUAACUUUCUUUGGUUAAAACCGAAGAGGACCGAGAUGUUUUUAAGAAAUCAAGGCCUCAAGGGAAACUCAUAUAAAUUCUUUUUGGGUGACUUCAGAGAGAUGGUGAAGAUGGUUAAUGACGCCAAGACCAAACCCAUAAAUCAAAAGAGCGAUGCAAUUCCCCGAGUCUUGCCCUUCGAGCAUAAGUAUCUUAGUGCAUAUGGCAAAAACUUCUUCACUUGGUUGGGGCCUGUACCUGUGGUGCAUGUAACUGAACCGGCUUUGGUAAAGGAGGUCUUGACUAAUAGCUAUGAAUUUCAAAAGCCAAGGGGAGGAGACCCUUUGUUUAAGUUGCUAAUCACAGGUAUAGCAUCCUUUGAUACUGAUGAAUGGAGCAAACACAGGAGAAUCAUCAAUCCUGCUUUUCAUGCUGAGAAGCUCAAGAGUAUGGUGCCUGCAUUUUAUAAGUGUUGUGCUGAGAUGAUCAACAAAUGGGAUGAUAUAUUAAAGAGCAAAAGCUCUGGUGAAGUUGAUAUUGUGCCUUAUAUCAAAAGAAUGUCAUGUGAUGUAAUUUCUAAUAAUGCAUUUGGUAGUAGCUUUAACGAUGGUCAAACUCAAAGAAUAUUUGAUCUGCUAGCCGAACUAGUAGAUUUUGUUGUCAAGUCUAAGCAAACAGUCUACAUUCCUGGAUCAAGUUUGUUACCAACAAAAAGAAAUUUGAGGAUGAAGGAAAUUAAGCGUGAAUUAACUGGUAUGAUAAGGAAUGUCGUUGAAGAACGACUCACCGCAGUGAAACAAGGGGAACCUAAUAAAGAAGACUUGUUGGGCAUACUACUAGAAUCUAAUAGUGAAACAAUAAAAGAACAUGGGAACGAAAAAUCUGGAUUAAGUAUUGAUGAAAUUAUCGAAGAGUGUCAACUUUUCUACGUUAUAGGGCAUGAGACCACGGAAAAUUUUAUUAUUUGGACUAUGGUGUUGUUGGCUCAACACCCAGAAUGGCAAACCCGAGCUAGAGAUGAAGUUGUACAAGCUUUUGGGAAGAAAACACCAGACAGCAGAGAUGCGUUGAAUCGAUUAAAAACCCUUAACAUGAUUUUGAAUGAGGCGCUAAGACUUUACCCACCGGCACCAAUAAUGCCACGCAUGAUAUAUCAAGACACGAAAUUAGGGGACAUGACAUUACCUGCUGGAACUAUCAUAAACUUGCAUAUAAUGCUUAUGCACCAUGAUCGUGACUUAUGGGGUGACGAUGUGAAGGAAUUCAAGCCUGAAAGAUUUUCCGAAGGUGUUUCAAAGGUGACCAAGGGUCAAACAUCUUUCAUUCCUUUCAGUACAGGUCCACGUAUAUGUCUUGCACUAAAUUCUACUAUGUUGGAAGCAAAAAUGGUACUCGCAAUGACUCUACAACACUUUCGCUUUGAGCUCUCGCCAUCAUAUUCGCAUGCCCCCUACGUCUACGUCGCUCUUGAACCUCAGUUUGGGGUUCCUAUGAUAUUACAUAAACUUUAAAUGAUCUGAACCAAAUCAGAUGCGCUUGUUUCUAUUUUGUUUUGUUUAUGCUACGCGUUAAGUAUAAUAAGUUGUCUUCUUAAAUAAAAGUUAAUUUUGUGUAAGUUCAAA